CGUAAGCAGUGCCACAUCAGCAGUGCCAUGUCAGCAGUGCCAUGUCACACAGUGACACGUCAGCUACAGUGACGCGUCAGCAGUGCCACGUCAGACACAGUGCCACAUAAGCAGUGCCAUGUCAGAAGUGCCACAUCAGCAGUGCCACGUCAGCAGCAUGACGGGCCUGCCAGGCCAACUGGCCAAUGAGCCCAUUGCCGACUACAAAAAGCGCUUCCAGGCUCAGCUCGCUCUAAUCGAGGCUGAGGAACAGCGCCAAUUGGCAGCCAAGGCUGCCCAGCUACAGGCUGAUGAAGCGGCAGCAGCAGAGAAGCUGCGGCUACAGGCCGAAGCAGACGCAGAUGCCCAGGCUCGCCGCAAGGAAGCCCAGGAUCUGCUGCAGCGGCAUGAAGCCACAAGCAUCGACAGACUCAAGUUCUGGCACUUUGAACCAAACGGCGACGAGGCAACACCGGAAGAGCAGCAUAAGGAGUUUCUCUCCAAACUCAUAACUCGGCUGUUGUACACUUGCAACUACCAACAGUCCGAGUUGGAGAAACAGUACCGGGACCUGACGCAACAGCAUAAGGAGUUGGCGACGCGCCGUCGCACAGUGCAGGGCCACGAGGAUGCAAUUCGGGCACUCAAUGCCCGAUUGUUGGACCUGGAACAGGCUGUACCAGGACCAGCUGCUGGGGCUUCCAGCAGUGCACCCUCUAGCCGCCAACUGGAGGAACGCGUUGACCACGUAGUGGCAAUGCGCGGCGACAUCAGCACCUUCGCUGCGCUGACCACCAUCAGCAGUCAGCUGCAUACCUUGAAGACCGAGGUCCAGCAGCUGCAGUCGACGAACGCGGAUGGCAAUCCGAAGAUGUACAAGAUGCCAACUUUCACCCUGGAGAAGUUCGACGACUACACGCAGCAGGAUCCGGUCCUCUGGUGGGAAGCAUUCACGACUCAACUCAGGAUUCUGCCCGUCGCUAAGCAUUCGUACAUCGGCGCCCUGUUCCUGAACUUGAAGGGCGGAUGCCGGACCUGGUUGACCCACCUGGCAACCUCCCACGGCGUAGACGUACCGGAUCUCAAGGACAAGAUCACAUGGGAAGAACUGACACGGCUGUGGAAGAAGCGGUUCAUCGUCGACGACGCGCCGACACUCGCCAUCAACCGUUUGUUCACCAUGUCACAGGGCAACACUGCAACACGGGAUUGGCUCACAAAGUGGCAGAAGAUUGCGGCAAUGCCCAAUCUGGACCUGCCUUUCACUCAUCUCAGACGCCGGAAAUGGACAGCCUCCAUGGGUCAAGUUCGGCUUGACCGAGGCGGAAUACAAGGUCCGCGGCCGCUACGACAACUACUAUUGGUGCAACAGCACCAAGCACAAGACCUCCCUGUGCCAGGAUCAGGGCGAGGAGGAUGUGCGACUCCGCCUCAACUCGGGAAACUAAGUUCCGCGGAAGGUGAGGCGACUCCACCUUCUACUCUGCCAGAUUCGGCCGCCUUGCUAGCGGCCUCCUGCGCAUCUGGGGAGAACGCGAAUGUCGCAAGUCCUCGCUACACUUACGAGGACUAUGCUGUCCACUUGGUUCCUCCGCUGGACCAACCGCUCCACGUGCAACAAUCCACCGCAUGCACGAUUUCAUCACCAUCGGCAACCGAUUCGGCAGCUUCGCCGCAAUCUAUCGCCGGGGAUUCGACGUCAUGGUCAAGACUUGAAGAGCUCGACCCGUUGACGUGCACGGACUUCCAGUGGAUGCUCGUUCCCUCGACCGGACGAUUGCCGAAACCGCAUUGCAACGUGCUCAUGGCACAAUUGCGGGAUUACUUGCACACUGCAGUACCAGCUCCGUUGAUGGACGCCGGAGGAGAGGUUGUCGACCUUCACGCUUACAUCGCGAAGAUUGACCGCGAGUUCAAGACGCAACGGUACGACGACAUCGACACACCAUUGCUAUACGUUCGCAUUCAGAUCGGAGAGGCGACCUGCAGUGCCUUGAUCGAUUGCGGAGCUACUCGCAACUACAUCAGCCAGGACUUCAUGGUGCGCGCCGGCCUUGGCCCACGCGUUCGGAGGAAGUCCCAGCCUACGCAAGUCACGUUGGCAGACGGUCAUACGUGCAAGUCAAUCGACAGGUGCAUUGAUGCCGUCCCCGUGUACUUUGCCCCUCACGCAAGUGAGGCGGUGUCCUUUGAUAUUCUGGACACCAAAUUUGACAUGAUCUUGGGCAUGUCAUGGCUGCGAAGCAAGGAUCACUUGGUGAACUUCUUCAAUCGCACCGUUCACGUUCGUGAUCGGAACGGAGUAUUAGUUCCAUGCACGGUGCCUCUUCCUCAUCCUUCCAUCAGCUGCCACGUGGUAUCCGCCGCAAGCAUGCGAGCUUCCAUCAUCAGAGACGACAUCGAGGAGAUGGGGGUGUGUUUUCUCCACGCCCUCCCGCCCCGAGACGCUUCAUCGACGGACUCAUCUUCGGAUCCACGCAUCACCGAACUUCUCGACGCCUACAGCGACGUGUUCGAAGGCCCGCAUGGCGUAGAACCGGAUCAGCCCAUCCGCGACGAGAUCAUCCUCGAGGACGGGGCCGUACCUCUGCGCAGUUGCAUCUACCGAAUGAGCGAGGAAGAGUUAAGUGUGCUUCGUGCACAACUCGACGACCUUCUAGAGAAAGGCUGGAUUCGGCCUAGCUCAUCGCCAUAYGGUGCUCCUGUUYUCUUCGUCCRGAAGAAGAACAAGGACMUGCGGUUGUGCAUCGAUUAUCGCAAGCUCAACRCGCAGACGAUYAGGAACGYCGGCCCUCUCCCACGCAUCGAYGACCUUCUCGAGCGAUUGGGCGGCGCCCAGUUCUUCUCUAAGCUGGAUCUCAAGUCAGGGUACCACCAACUUGAGAUUCGCAAGGAGGAUCGCUACAAGACCGCGUUCAAGACACAGUAUGGGCAUUUCGAAUGGCUGGUUAUGCCGUUUGGCCUUACGAAUGCCCCAACCACUUUCCAAGCGGCUAUGACAACGGAGUUCCGACACAUGUUGGAUCGGUUUGUACUCAUCUACCUUGAUGACAUCUUGGUGUACAGUCGGAGUUUGGACGAGCAUGUGGAACACGUGCGCACCGUUUUGGAGCGGCUACGACAGGCCAAGUACAAAGCAAACCGUGACAAGUGCGAGUUCGCACAGCAGGAGCUGGAGUACUUGGGCCACUAUGUGACGCCGAAAGGCAUUCGUCCGCUCGCGGACAAGAUCGAGGCCCUACGAGUGUGGCUCCAGCCCACCAACACCACGGACGUUCGUUCAUUCAUGGGGUUGGCAGGCUACUAUCAGCGAUUCAUCACCGGAUAUUCCAUGAUUGCUGCACCUAUGACGAGGUUACAGUCGCCAAAGGUGCCAUUCGUAUUCGAUGACGACGCACGCCGGUCAUUCCAAGCACUUAAAACGGCGAUGCUCAUGGCACCCGUCCUUAGCAUCUAUGACCCCACCUUGCCGACGAGAGUGACUACAGACGCUUCCGACUUUGGCAUUGGGGCAGUCUUGGAACAGCACAACGGCGACGACUGGCACCCUGUGAAGUACUUCAGCCACAAAGUGCCCCCCAUCAACUCGCUUGAUGAUGCAAGGAAGGAGUUACUCGCGUUCGUCAUGGCUCUCAAGCGAUGGCGACACUUCCUCCUUGGGCGUCNUCAUGGCUCUCAAGCGAUGGCGACACUUCCUCCUUGGGCGUCGUAGGUUCACAUGGGUGACGGACAACAAUCCAUUGACCUACUACAAGACGCAGGAUACGGUGAGCAGCACGAUCGGACGAUGGAUGUACUUCAUUGACCAGUUUGACUUCACACCGAAACAUCUUCCCGGCCUCUCAAAUCGCGCAGCAGAGGCACUCUCGCGAAGACCUGAUCUUUGCGCUAUGACUCAUCAUGCCUUCGCGUUCGACGAGGAGCUUCAGCGACACUUCAUCCGGGCAUACCAGUCUGAUCCGGACUUCGCCACGCUAUAUGCACAGCUAUCUUCGGAUCACCAGCCGACCAACCGUUACCGCAUUGCCGAC
This is a messenger RNA of Chara braunii, 4010 nucleotides long. Lineage: Eukaryota; Viridiplantae; Streptophyta; Charophyceae; Charales; Characeae. The record is from the annotation of a GenBank genome assembly.